Molecule: messenger RNA, 1289 nt
Organism: Oenanthe melanoleuca
Lineage: Eukaryota; Metazoa; Chordata; Aves; Passeriformes; Muscicapidae
Product: transmembrane protein 45B-like
Exons: 5
Coding region: 4-867 (287 amino acids)
Source: RefSeq, a predicted model, not a curated record
AGGAUGAGCCCGAUGCACACGAGUUUCCUGGGCAGUGCCCUCCGGGGCAGCUUCUUCCUGGCGCUGGGGCUGUGGGGGUCGGUGCGGGGCCCGCUGAAGCGCCGCGGCCGCGCCGGAGCUGCCGGCGCCGCGCCGGGCCCAGGCCGCGCCGAGCUCCUCGAAGGCGCCCUCAAGGCUUGCUUUGCUCUCGUGGGGAUACUGGUGGAGCAGUUUGUCCCCACGGGUCCCCACCUGCAGCUGUACAGCCCCAAGACACACAGCUGGACUGACCUCACCCACUGGCAGUACUCCACCAUCUACCUCUUCUUCCUCCUCUCUGGCGUCACCGAUGUGGUCUCUCACUCCCUGCUCAAGCUGCCCCCUGGCUUGGAGCAGCUCUCGCUGACCCUGGCUCUGCUUGUGGAAGGUUUGCUCUUCUGUUUCCGUGACUACAGUGAUGCUGUGCUGGACCAUCACCUCUACUCCCUGCUGGCCAUGGCUAUCUUUGCUGGAGCCCUCUGUGCCUUCCUAGAGGUGUUCCUCCGAGACCAUAUCAUCCUGGAGACCCUGAGGACCAGCUCCUUCCUUCUCCAGGGCUCUUGGCUUUGGCAGAUUGGGUUUGUGCUGUCCCCUCCAUGGGGAGGACCAGGCUGGAAUGACAGUGACUCCAGCAACCUCGUGUUCCUCACCAUAUGCUUCUGCUGGCACUACGUGGGUGCUCUUGCCGUUGUGGCCGCCAACGCUGCAGCAUCUCGCUGCUGCAAUGAGUCCUGCCAGCUGAAAUUUGGGGACAUCGACGUGGAGUUGGACUGUGGCUUGUGCCUCCACAGAGGGAAGAAGAGCUCCAGUGGUGCCUUGCUGCCAGAGAGCAGCUCAGAUGACAAAUAAGGCUGUGGUGGGCAUGGAAAUCUCUUCCCUGGUGGUUUAGAGCUCUUGAGAUGAGGUUUUUAAUGAAUUACAGCAGCACUUGACAGUGGAGCAUCAGAAGCAGGAGGCAGGACCCUGAGGCAGAGCGUGGCAGGGCAUGCCAAGACCUUCCUUGUUGCAUCCCUGUGGUAGCCAUGAAUUCUUAAUUCUCUGAGCUGCAGCUCAGGCUGCAGACUGCAGGACUGGUUUGCUGUUGGAGUCCAACUGGUUUGGCAAAGCUGACUAUUUUUUUUUAAUAUUUUCCCUUCUGCUUCCUCAGAAGGAGACAAAGCUCCUGGUGGCUGUCGCUCACUCUGGUGUUAGUGGAGAGGGUUUUGUACAAAGCUGAAUGUACAGAGUAUCUGUGAUCACCAAUAAAGUGCUUUAACACAUCUCCUCCAUGC